AUGCUCAAAGAGCUCACGGGUCAAGCACAGGGCUACCUGGGCAAUCGCAAGCCCUUCAGCGCCGUGACCGACUGGAUCGAUCGUCUCUGCACGCAGCGAUAUGCCGAAGAAGAGUAUGAUGGUAUCCCCGAACUGGUCGAGGCCAUCAAUCUCCAAUCCACCGGUCCAUCUGAAGCGAGUCGCGCGCUUCGAAAAAAGCUCAAGUACUCCAACGUACACGGUCAAAAGCGUGCACUCAUUAUCCUCAAGGCUCUCGUCGAAAAUUGCGGUCAGCGCUUCCAGACAACGUUUGCCAAUGAUCAGCUCGUGGACCGUAUCAAGAUCAUGUCGCAGGACCAGCUGGUGGAUGCUUCUGUGCGUAGACUGCUGAUGCGUGUACUACUCUCCUGGCACCAACAAUUCAAGAAUGAUCCUUCCAUGAAGAUGGUCGCUGGCCUCUACGCCGCCUGUGGUGGAGGCAAGAAGUCCGAGGCGCAAAAAAAGAACGAAGCCGCCGAAGCGUACCGCAAAUUGCAGGAGAAGCAACGCAUCGAAGCUCAGAUUCGCAGCGACCGCAAGGCCGCCGAGCAGCUUCAGAAGGAAGAAGACAAGAAGAACAAGCUGCGAAGUAAAAAGGGCGUCAAACGACCCACGUUUAACUUUGAGCAGGAAAAGCCCGCCAUCUUGCAGUCGCUCGCCAUCUCGCAGCAGGUGGCCACUGCGCUCGUCAACGCGCUACAGCAUGUCAACCGCGAAAAGGAGAGCGUCACCCAAAACGCACGCGUGCAAGACUACCUGGUCAAGACCAAAGUGGAGCGCAAAAAAAUCAUUCGCUACGUGCAGCUGGUCAAGGAUGAAGAGUUUCUCGGCUCGCUCAUCUCUGCCAACGACCAGAUCAUCUUGGCGCUCGAACUGUACGAUCGUCUUUCCAAACCCGUCGAGCUCGAUUCAGAUGACGAAGAGCCGCUGGCUGCCAUCACGGGCUCGGCUCAGACUGCUGAGCAGAAAAACGCGGCACGCAUCGCAGCUGACGAUGCCGAGAUCGAGCUGGUGCGCAAGAGAAUCGCGGAUGCGCGUCUCAAUGCGCCCGAUAGCGAGUUGGAGAAGUUGCAAACUCGUCAGAGGGUGCGCAUCGAGCGUCACAAUUCGCGUGUCGGAAGCAUGCGCAGCUUUGAUAUGAGUCCACAACCUACCGGUGCUGGAUCGGCUCAGCGAAGCGCAGGCGGUGGAGCGAUGAACGACCUCAUCGACCUCGACUUCCAGGAGGAUCAGUCGGGCGGCUACCUUCACCCACAGGCGCAGCAGAGCGGCCAAACGCACACCCGACGAGCCACCAUGGCAAGCGAAGCCGCCGGCAGCAGUACCCAACACGGAGCUCUCUCCGACUACAGCGACUACGAAUCCGAAGACUCUGCCGACGAACACACGCAUCAAGCGCCCGGUCGUGCUCGCCAGCUUGCAGCGUCGUCAGCCCGACCCGAAAGAGGCUCGUGGUCCAACCUGAACGACUCGGAAGAGGAAGAAUGGCUGCGAACCACCCAAAACCACCGUCCCAACAUCGGUCCCGGAUUCAGCUGGAACGAGGACGAAGAAGCUGACGACGAUCCGUUUGCCGAUCCAUUUGCCGAUGCCGACAACGCCGCUGCCUCAGGAAGUGGAUGGGGCAUUGAGCGUCCACAGAAUCAGCCACGAAAAGAGUGGGGGGUGGUCUGA
Messenger RNA from Mycosarcoma maydis (corn smut), 1692 nucleotides. RefSeq lists its product as uncharacterized. Gene Ontology annotation, biological process: actin filament organization; endocytosis; actin cortical patch localization. The transcript has a single exon. The record is from RefSeq and is a predicted model, not a curated record. Gene Ontology annotation, cellular component: actin cortical patch. The coding region runs from base 1 to 1692 and encodes 563 amino acids. Gene Ontology annotation, molecular function: ubiquitin binding; phosphatidylinositol binding. NCBI's taxonomy places the organism in Eukaryota, Fungi, Basidiomycota, Ustilaginomycetes, Ustilaginales.